AUGUUCCCGAGAAUACUGUUCCUGUCGCUCAUCCUGGCCUCAUUCUUCACAGCGGCGCUGUCAGCGGCGCUCGCAUACGCAACAUGGUCGAUAGCCGUCUUCCAGUUCCGGUGCAAGGCGCCAAACAUAGUCGAAUCCUACAGCGAGGACUGGAAAGAAUGGAGGGUCUCAAGCAUAUGCGUACCUGGAACAUGUUGCGCGAGCAGCGCGGCGACCGGGCCGCUAUGCACGCCUGAGGCGUGCGAGAAGGCCGAGCAGGAACGCCAGCGGAAGCUCAAGUCGUACAACGCCAUUCAGGCUUCGAAGAAGAAGGCGGACGAGGCGAGGAAGUCGAGGGAGAGCAAGAGCAAGCAAUCAGAGGCAGAGGCGAAGUGGAAGAUGUCCGACGCCCAGGCCGAAGCAGACAGGCAGAAAGCACUGGCUAAGAUCAAUGUACCAGCUUGA
Messenger RNA from Diaporthe citri, 444 nucleotides. RefSeq lists its product as uncharacterized. The transcript has a single exon. Lineage: Eukaryota; Fungi; Ascomycota; Sordariomycetes; Diaporthales; Diaporthaceae. Bases 1 to 444 code for a protein of 147 amino acids. The record is from RefSeq and is a predicted model, not a curated record.